ACGAGAAACUCUGUAAACAUAAAGUUAAAAAAAAGCGAAACGGUCAAAAGUUAUAUAAAUCUGAAUAAAAUUACAAGAAAAAAAUUUGAAAAUUUGAAUAAAUCUAAUAAAAAUAUUAAAAUUUUAAAUCAAAUAUUGAAAAAGAGAAAUUGAAAUUUAAGUGCUUUUACAACUUUUAAUUACAAAAGGUCUAUAAAAAUUAUUGACGAAAACGCAAAAGUCAUUAAAAAAUUAAAAAAGUUUAAAGUCCAAUUUAUAAUAUUCUGGACAAAUUUCUUGCUAAAAUUUUAACUUAAACAUGCAUCAUAAACCUCAACUUCUUAUUGCAAUAAUGGCUGCUUUUGCCUGGAACGUGAUGCCAUUUAGUCUUCAAUUUAUGGGGAAUAUGCAGCAUCCGGAUCUACCAAAUCACUGUUAUUUUGAAGAGUAUAACAUUACCAUACCGGUAAAUAGAACAGUUUAUCCUACUAAUUUGGAUGCGGUAUGUUUCAAGGUCUAUUGCCGGGAAGACUAUGUAUUGCAAAUUAAACAUUGUGAUCGUAUGAUGGCUCCCCGACACUGUGAUGAAAGUCCCUAUGACUUUAGUAAACCUUAUCCUCAAUGUUGCCCCAUUCUUAAAUGCAAAAAUGAUAUUUAUUUUUAAGAAAAAUUUAAAUUGUUUUUAUUUUUAAAUUAUUUAUAUUUUAUUAGUAUUAUGGAUUAGUUGGUG
This is a messenger RNA of Lucilia sericata (common green bottle fly), 709 nucleotides long. RefSeq lists its product as uncharacterized. The transcript has 4 exons. NCBI's taxonomy places the organism in Eukaryota, Metazoa, Arthropoda, Insecta, Diptera, Calliphoridae. Bases 299 to 643 code for a protein of 114 amino acids. The record is from RefSeq and is a predicted model, not a curated record.